Messenger RNA from Grus americana (Whooping crane), 2409 nucleotides. RefSeq names its product zinc finger protein 410 (gene ZNF410). Lineage: Eukaryota; Metazoa; Chordata; Aves; Gruiformes; Gruidae. The transcript is spliced from 12 exons. Gene Ontology annotation, cellular component: PcG protein complex; transcription regulator complex. Gene Ontology annotation, molecular function: RNA polymerase II cis-regulatory region sequence-specific DNA binding; DNA-binding transcription factor activity, RNA polymerase II-specific. Gene Ontology annotation, biological process: regulation of transcription by RNA polymerase II. Bases 784 to 1962 code for a protein of 392 amino acids. The record is from RefSeq and is a predicted model, not a curated record.
AAGCGCGGCGGGGUGUCCGACAUGUGACAGGACUGGAUGCGAGCCUGAGGGAAUCCACGAGGAAAUGCUCCAAAUCUUAGUUCUCUCAGUUUCUUAAAACUCAUCUGCUUUGUAAUGCCCGUGCCAACAUCAGCUGCAGAGAGAAGGAUCCCGGAGGGGCAGGUGUUAUUGAGAAAGUGAGACUGUAGGAAAUUCUCAGCUGGACAAUUCCUCUCCCAUCAGGGACCAGUGCUGCUUCACACACCUGUGCAAGUGAUUUGGACCUUCAUAAACAACUCGGGUUAAAUUGAAUAUUUGCGCAAUACAGCUUCUUGCAGAAGGACCACCACACUGUUUUACACUUAGGAAAGUAUGAGAAUAAGCAAGGAGUGUUGUUCUCUCUGACCUAAAAAAAAUUAAAUCUCUGUGCCUUGCUGAGGACAGCUGCAGGAAUCGGACACUUGAAUCAAUGUUAUCGGAUGAGUUAGAAUCCAAACCUGAGGCUGAAUAGCCAUCAGCCAGCUAUUGGUACCUUCCCCCAAAAAGGUACAAAGCGGGGGGGAAGUGCAAAGGACUGUAUUGCCUCCUCUCCUUCCUUUUUUGAUUCUCAGCUUUACCUCUUCAGAAGGCUAAGGACUUAGUAUUGCUAUAAAGUAUCUUUUGGGGAACUUCAAAGCGCUGCUGGUUCAGUUUGUUCAGAAUACUUCUAUUCCACUGGGGCAAGGGCUGGUGGAAUCAGAACCAAAAGACAUCACCUGUCUUUCUCUCCUUCCUGUUACUGAGACCUCAGAAUGCAACAGACUCAUGUUGCCAGAUGAUGAAAGAGAUCUCACUUCUCCAAGUCACACUAAUUCUUCCAAAGAUGUUUCUUCAUCUGCUGUCUUGAGAAGUCUCCAGGUAAACGUGGGCCCUGAUGGAGAGGAAACAAGGGCACAGAAUGUACAGAAACCAUCUGAACUUCUGUCAACUCCAGAGACUUCCAGUUUAUUGCAAGACCUCCAGCCCAGUGACAGCACUUCAUUUAUUCUUCUCAACCUAACAAGAGCAGGGCUGGGGUCUCCAGCAGAGCACUUGGUGUUUGUUCAAGAUGAAGCAGAAGAUUCUGGGAAUGACUUUCUCUCUCAUGAUAGCACAGACAGCAGUACCCCAUGGUUCCUACGAGUGCAAGAAUUGGCCCAUGACAGUUUAAUUGCUGCCACUCGGGCACAGCUCGCUAAGAAUGCCAAAGCAAGCAAUAAUGGUGAAAAUGUUCAUCUUUGCUCAGGAGAUGGGCAGCCGAAAGACUCUAGCCCCAUUCCUCAUUUAUCUCGUGUGGAAAGGAAGCUGAAGUGCACAGUUGAGGGCUGCGAUCGGACAUUUGUGUGGCCAGCUCACUUCAAGUAUCAUCUGAAAACACACCGGAAUGACCGCUCCUUCACCUGCCCAGCAGAAGGCUGUGGAAAAAGUUUCUACGUCUUGCAGAGGCUGAAGGUGCACAUGAGAACUCACAAUGGUGAAAAGCCCUUUGUGUGCACGGAGCUGGGUUGUGGGAAACAGUUCACAACAGCUGGAAAUCUGAAGAACCACCUACGAAUUCACACUGGGGAAAAACCCUUUCUGUGUGAGGCACAGGGAUGUGGUCGCUCCUUUGCCGAAUACUCCAGCCUUCGGAAACAUUUGGUUGUCCACUCAGGAGUGAAGCCCCAUCAGUGUCAAAUUUGUGGGAAGACAUUUUCCCAGAGUGGGAGCAGAAACGUGCAUAUGAGGAAACACCACUCCCGAAUUGGAACAGCUGGCAGCAGAGAGCGGGAACAGCCAGAGUCACUGAUGGGCAGCAGUUUGCUGGAAGAAUCUACAGUGCACAAUAAGAAUCUCAUUUCCAUGAACUCUCAGCCCAGCCUUGGUGUUGAGUCUCUGCACCUGCCAGACACUGAGUCUAUUAUUGGAGUAGAGGAGGGUGAGACCAGCUGCUCUUUUUUCCGCCCUCUUAUAUGUGGUGACUGAAGUGGGAUCGAUCCUUUCUCCUAGAGGCUCACCGUGUUGCAGUGGGAUGAGUGAACAUUGCUUUAACUGUGCACAGAGUGGGUGGGUAGCUGGAGAAUGGGGCCAACUGGUGUUGGAGAAGACCUACUGGACCAAGUUUCUCUCUUGCAGAGCUUAAAAGGUGAAGUCUGCUGCUUAGGUGUCAUUAGCCCAUGUUGUGGAAUGCCAUUUCAAAACUGUUUAUGCAGUCCAUUCUCCUAAAGCCUAAAGCGUUUGUUUUGCUGGAGCACCUAGGAGCCCCAGUUAAGGACCAGGACCUCAUUGAGCUAGGCACUGUACAAACAUUCAGUAUCUUGAGCAACAGGCCUUCCUUCCAUCCUUUACCUUCAGAGACUAUAUUCUAAUACAUCUCACUGUCAGAAGCUGACUUACUAUCUGAAAUAAAUGUACUACUUGAUAUCAUUUAAU